AUGGCUGGACUUGAGAAUCAAGUAGCAUUGAUCACCGCAGCUACGUCAAAAAUUGGAUACGGGUAUGCCAAACAUCUGCUCCAGAAAGGCGUCAAGGUGGCGUUAUGCGAUGUAAAUUUGGAAGACUGUCAAUCGGUCGCCAAAGAAUUCGAUAAUGCGUUUGGCGAUGGAAGUACUUUGGCAUUGGAGUGCGCCGUGGCAAAUCAAACACAACUUGAAAGUGAGUUUUUGUGA
Molecule: messenger RNA, 234 nt
Organism: Macrosiphum euphorbiae (potato aphid)
Lineage: Eukaryota; Metazoa; Arthropoda; Insecta; Hemiptera; Aphididae
Source: the annotation of a GenBank genome assembly